Carassius gibelio (silver crucian carp) is the source of this 4849-nucleotide messenger RNA. RefSeq names its product ST8 alpha-N-acetyl-neuraminide alpha-2,8-sialyltransferase 1 (gene st8sia1). Bases 560 to 1579 code for a protein of 339 amino acids. The record is from RefSeq and is a predicted model, not a curated record. Lineage: Eukaryota; Metazoa; Chordata; Actinopteri; Cypriniformes; Cyprinidae. The transcript is spliced from 5 exons. Gene Ontology annotation, biological process: N-glycan processing; oligosaccharide metabolic process. Gene Ontology annotation, molecular function: alpha-N-acetylneuraminate alpha-2,8-sialyltransferase activity.
UAAGGCGUUCACAAACUGAGCUUUGUCUCUCACUUAUUCGGAAGAUAACGUCCGAGACGACCAGGUUGAGAGGGGAGGCCUAAAAAUUCAUUUGCAUAGCGAUGGGCCGUGAAAAUGGGCCGUGAUGCGGUGUUAAAGGCGACAUGAAGCUGCAUAGCGCAGGGAUCCGAUUUGUUGGAGAGUUCAAGAUGGUUUGAGUUAGGGGUGAUGGGGCAGCAGAAAUCUGGAUCCAGUAUAAAAUCCCGUGAGAUUCCUCCUACUGGGCCAGACGGAACCGAUGAAGGCGAUCGCAUCAACCGCAUCCCAGAAUAAGUCGACCGUGAUUGUGAGCUCAUUCAUCAGCAAAGAAUCAGUGCAGGGAAUGAGAAGGAAUUUGAUGCAUGCAUGAAAAUCUAACAGUGGUUUACCACUGUUGGUCUCUUACGCACCGCGUAAUGGAAAGAGCAGGAUAACGGUACUUCAGAGUCUUUUUGCUCCUAAUGGCAGCGGCACCGAAAUAAACGGGACAGCCGUGAACACGUGUUAUUGAGCUAGGCAUUUGUCUGAUCAGAUCGGCGGAAUGGUGUCUUUGAGAUGUCACCGGAGCAAGUAUAUAUGGGCCACUCUGCUGGUGUUGGCGUUGUUGUGGCUCUACAUCUUCCCCGUGUACAGGAUCCCCAGCGACAAGGAAAUGGUGGAUGAGGUUCUGCGGCAGGGACAGACGUGGAGCAGAAACCAAACCGGAGCAGAUCUGUACAGGAAACUGUUGACAGAAUGCUGUGACCCAAAGAGGAUGUUUGCUGUUACUAAGGAAAACUCGCCAAUAGGCAAAGUCUUGUGGUACGAUGGGGAAAUCUACCAUUAUCACACGGUCACCAAUGACACCUACCCAAUCUUUGUUCAGGAUACACCAUUGCAGUUUCCUCUGAAGAAGUGUUCAGUCGUGGGCAAUGGAGGGGUCCUGAAACACAGUGGCUGUGGUAAAGAAAUUGACCAAGCUGAAUUUAUCAUGAGAUGUAACCUUCCUCCUCUGUCCAAAGAGUACACCACUGAUGUUGGUACCAGAACACACCUGGUGAGCGCGAAUCCUAGCAUUAUUGAAAAGAACUUUCAGAACCUACUAUGGUCCCGCAAAUCCUUUGUAGAGAGUAUGAAGGCAUAUGGCUCUAGCUACAUCUACAUACCAGCCUUCUCCAUGAAACCCGGCACUGACCCCUCCCUGCGGGCAUACCACGCCCUUGCAGACUCCGCCUCCAACCAGACUGUCCUGUUUGCCAACCCUGACUUCCUUAAAAAUGUUGGUCGAUUCUGGAGGAACCACGGCGUCCACGGCAAACGCCUGUCCACAGGGUUGUUCCUGGUGAGCCUUGCCCUUGGCUUGUGUGAAGAGGUUACCACUUAUGGUUUCUGGCCAUUUUCGGUGGGACUGGAUGAGCAGCCAGUCAGCCACCAUUAUUAUGACAACAUUCUCCCAUCCUCGAGAUUUCACGCCAUGCCUGAGGAAUUUCUGCAACUCUGGCACUUGCAUAAGAGCGGCACGCUGCGUAUGCAGGUUGGCGAUUGUGCAAAAGAAGGACAGGAACCUAAGAAGGAAAAAUAAGUGGAAGAGUUGCCAGGGCAACUCCGUAUAUCCCCACAGGAACUGGAUGGCCAUACUGUGAUUAGCAUGAGAAUACUGUGGGUUGUGAGGUGAUGCCUCACCCCCAAAGCUGGACCUCUCUUUGGUGUCUAUAUGCUUGAACCUCAACUGCUACCAACACACCCCCAACCUCUUGUUGCCAAGGGACUGUUGUAAAGACUUGCAUGUGUACCCAUUCUCAUGUAUGCACUCACUGGAAGCUUGUUGUGUCUGUUUGUAGAAGUCCUGGGGUGAUGAGGGACUCGGGUGUCAUGUGACCCAUUUAAACUGCAUCCACCAGCAGUUGGACUUUUGAAUCUAAGGACUAUUUGUUCACUUAAUAUAAAGAGAUUGGGGAAGGGGCUGAUUCAAACAAUGUCUUAAGAACUUUAAAUGGGAACUCUGAGGGAAACUGAGAGCAAUGCUUUGAUCGUUUUUUUUUUUUUUUUUUUUUUGGUCUUGAACACUCUUUCUUUAGAGUUUUGAGGAAAUGGAAUAAGGGAUAAUGAGAAAAUCUUACUCGUAGUGUUCCAUAUAUACAAAUCAGUGUGCAAAUACAGGUUUAGCCUCGAAAAGGGAAGUUGGUAAUUGAAUGUACAGCCACAGAAAUAAAUCCGGUUUCAAAAAUUUGAGACCGGUUUAAAAAGAAGGCUGCAGUUCACGUAUUAUUGCGAGUAUAAUUCUAGUUUUAUUUAUUUUUGACAUUUACUGAAGUAGGACAUUAACUGAGAACCACCUUGUCAGUCUAGAUCAGUCAUGAAACGAAUUUCUACCAUGACCAAAGUGUUUUGUCAAGCUUAGAGUGGGAAAUCAUGGGUUGAGAGACCACAUCUAGUUGGAAGACUUCCACAAAACGGAUGGAGGCCCAAAUUCUGUAGAAGAUUUGUUUGUGUACCAAUGAAAAAAGUAUGGGUUCGCUGUGACUACUGUGGCAGUAUCUUUAAUUAUUAUUUGUGUUAAUUGUAUGUGUUUGAAUUCAGUCAUUAGAUAUAACGAAGUGGUGCAAUGAUCCCACAUGGUUGAAGGGACACCAAUUAUUCGAUGAGCAUUUUUUGGCCUGUUAAGGUGCUGGACACCUGGUCCGGAACAUGUAAAUACUCAAUUAUCAGUUUUGUUACAAUUUCCAUAAGAAUCAUGUUUUUUCUGAAUGUAUUGGCAGCCAUUUUGGUAGUCUGCCCAGUAACUUGUUUCCUUGACUUAUUUUUGUUGUUGUUGUAAACUGCACACAGGGAAUUAGGUUUAAAUUUGUUGGUGCUAGAUGUAACACUUCAGCUUAGUCUUAAUAUGUCAUCACGGUCAGACAGUUGUAAUAGGUACGACUGGUAGGAGGAUGCACUAUUAUGUUGAUUUAAAGCAAGAGACCUCAGUAUUUAUAUGGUAAGUUCACCCCAAAAUGACAAUUGUUGUCACCUAUUCACCCCAUGUCAUAAAACCUUUGAUACACAAGUUAAGAUAAUUUUAAUGAAACCUGAGAGUUUUGAGAUGGUUUUGAAAUGGUUCAUGCUUCAAAAAUAAAAAAGCCAUUGUAAAAGCAAUCAAGCAGUUUAAUCCAAGCAUUUUAAAGAGGCAUAAAGAUUAAAGAUAUAUAUAUAUAAAGAUUGAUCAACGCACAUGUGCACGUGAGUAUCUCAAAUAUGGUAAAUGGAAGCCUAACCAUAUUUUUGUGAUGGAUGAUAACAAACCUCAUUUGUUUUUGUUUGAGUUUUCUGAGGCAUCAAAGUUUUAGUGUAAUGGACUUUAAAAGGAAGGACAUAAAUCUCUCAGAUUUGUCUUAUGGAUUUGGAAGGACAUGAGGGUGAGUAAAUGACAGAAUUUUUUAUUUUAAGGUGAACGAUUCCUUUAAUGGGAAAACAGUUGCCUUUAAAUACCAUUUAAAGCAGGUGUGUUAGCAUUCAGGUAGCUAGCUGUAAGACAGCUUCGCAAGAUUCUCCUACACUAAGGCGUCCCUCGUGGCAAAAUUUAGAUUGUGUUCUUGAAACUGAUUGAAAUGUGUUCUGACAUUUUUUGUAUAGUUGUUGUUGUGUAUUAGUGCAUUAGCGUAGGGAAGCUAGACUAUGAGCUAUGUAAUGGUUGAAUCUCACAAAAUACAUAACCAGGUCACAUUUCACCCCAGUGAAGAAGGAAAAUGACAAAUCCGCACAUUUCCCGUCCAUGUUCUCAUUAUCGUAAUGUGUUGGUAAAAAUCAAAAACUAAAAAAAAAUAUAUGGGUUGAAUAAAAUACAGUAUAACAAAUAAUGGAGCAUAAAUGCUUGUGCUUAGUUCCAGAAGUAUUAGUCACCAUGAAAAAAAAUGGGGUGAACUCUGACCCGGAGUUGUUCUUAGCAGGUUUUUUGAGACUCGCUUUGAAAGCAAAAGAAAUGUGUGCUCUCAUUUGAGUAUUUCCAGAAAUUUCCAUUACCAUAUUUUCACACUUUAAGCCAAUGAGUGCCUUUAUCAGUAUUAAAAAGGCUAUGGACAUAAUUUUAUCAAAGACAAGUUUUUAAACAAAUCUAAGGAUUAUUUAUUUUUUCCCCAAACUCAGACUGAAAUAACCUCACAGAAUUGUUUUCAACCAAGGCUGAUGUGUAGACAUGUGGAAAGACCUAUUGAUUUAAUAAUUUAUUAUGAUUUAUGAUAAGUGAAUGGAUGCAAGUUUAAAAAUAGCUAGCACACGGUUGUAGAAGGACCAACGUACAUUACUGUAAUAUAUUUAAAUUGCUUAAUUGGCAGAAAACCACUUUAGCUUAACUUUUUAACUUUAGCAGACAUGAAGCAUGGGGAAAGUGUUAAAUGCUGGAGCUGAUGAUUAUAUUUUUCUUUGCACCCUUUUGUGCUGUUCAGUAUUGUGAAUGAGUGAGGUAGUUUGUAAGUAGGCAUGCACGACUUUGAUGUGUAAUUGGUUUUUGAAACUGAUUUUGAGUAAGAAACUCACAAACAAUUAUGUAUUUUGCAUUCCACCCUUUGAGCCAUAUGAGGGUGAAUGCCCUGUUGAAACUGAACUUACCUCAACUUUACUGUUCAUUGAUGAAGCUCACAGGAGCUUGGAUCUUAGAUACAUUUUACUCCACUAAACUGUAAAUGUGUCCUAUCAUGUCAAUCUUCUUGGCUCAAGCAUUUGGUGUUUGUACUUGAGCAUGGCACAAUCUAUUAACAAUAAACAGGAACAGAGCUGAACGUUGUUUACGUGCCACCUGGGUUAUGCCAGUAUUGAAAAUGUGAUAAGAAAAAAGAGCCUACAGACUUUCAAACAAUAAAGAUGUCCUGUCAACUCA